Trichoderma citrinoviride is the source of this 813-nucleotide messenger RNA. RefSeq lists its product as hypothetical. The record is from RefSeq and is a predicted model, not a curated record. Lineage: Eukaryota; Fungi; Ascomycota; Sordariomycetes; Hypocreales; Hypocreaceae. Bases 1 to 813 code for a protein of 270 amino acids. The transcript has 5 exons.
AUGGGCAGCAUCGGCCACGGCGAAAACUAUGUCCUUGACUCGAUGCUCAACACUUUUUGUUCCAACUUCAAAAUGGCUACACCAUCGACCCCCGAAUCCCUAUCGGCCCGGAUUCCAAGAUCGCAGAGAUGGGCACAGGAACCGGGUUAUAUCUGGCUGCUCGAUGUAUCUUCCCAGGUCCCUUCAACCGUUCAACUGAACGGCUUCGACAUUUCAGACGACCAGUUCCCCCACCAGUCCACCCUACCGAGCAACGUGACCUUGAGCAUUAUGGACGCUUUCGCAGAAGUCCCCGAGGAGCACCGUGGCAAAUACGACCUUGUGCACAUGAGGCUUUGGUGUGGCAUCGUUCAGGGGGGAGAUCCGUCUGCCUUAAUCAGACAUGCGAUCCAAUUGCUGAGGCCCGGCGGUUACCUGCAGUGGGAGGACUUCAAUCCCAGCCCACAACAAAUGGUCGUGAAAGGCGCCGACAUCGAGGUCCUGUAUUCAUACUUUCACCGAAUGCUCAAAGCAUUUGGCAUCGAUCAGUCGUGGCUCGCAGACCUCCCCAGCUAUGCAAAGCAGGCCGGUCUCGAUGUGGUCCAGUUCAAGAUGGGACCCUUUUCACAAUCCUGUAUUCCGCUUGCCACCAAAACAUGCCUCAUGCUUCACAAUGGGGUUUUUGAUGCUGCAUACAAGGCCGAUCUCCCGUUCCUGCCUGCUCGUGAGGAGGCCGAUAACAUGGUGGCUGCGGCCAUCGAUGCUGUAAAGAACGGAGCAUCAUAUCACUCCACUAUCCUGACUUUGUUGGCGCAGAAGCCUCUUUCUUCAUAA